GUCUCUGAGUAAUAGGCUCUGGCGGAAGUUCCCUCUUGGCUCUACUGUGACUGACUCCAUUUUGUGAGAAGGGAGCUGUUUGCACAUACACGACAUACUCACCAGAGAAAAAAAAUAGACUGAAGAUGAGCGGCAGUCGCAUUUUCAUCGGUCGGUUGAACCCCUCUGCUCGGGAGAAAGACGUCGAGCGGUUCUUCAAGGGGUAUGGAAGAAUAAGAGACAUUGACCUGAAAAGAGGCUUCGGAUUCGUUGAAUUUGAUGAUCCUAGAGAUGCUGAGGAUGCAGUCUAUGAGCUUGAUGGAAAAGAGCUCUGCAAUGAGAGGGUGACCAUUGAGCAUGCCCGCGUCCGUCUGCGUGGGGGCAGAGGUCGUGGAGCCAGUGGAGGACGUUUCCCUGGUCGGUAUGCUCGUGGCUCUCAGGACAGCCGAAGGAACCCUCCACCAAUGCGUACUGAGAAUCGCCUCAUUGUGGAGAAUUUGUCUUCCAGAGUCAGCUGGCAGGAUUUAAAGGAUUUCAUGAGACAAGCCGGAGAGGUUACUUUUGCAGAUGCCCAUCGUCCAAAGCUAAAUGAGGGUGUGGUUGAGUUUGCUUCACAUAGUGAUCUACAAAAUGCCCUGGAGAAGUUAUCUGGGAAGGAGAUCAAUGGAAGGAAAAUCAAGCUUGUUCCAGCAGGCAGGAAAAAAUCCAGGACUCGCUCGCGCUCAAAUAGCUCAUCCCGUUCUCGUUCCCGAGGGCGCUCCCCAUCACGCUCUCGCAGCCGCUCCCGUUCCCACAGCCCCAAAUCACAUAACCGCUCCAGAAGUCACUCCCGUUCAGCCAGUACUUCUCCUGUGCGGCCCAAAGAAGCAAAGGAUGCGUCACGUGCUGAAUCUGCAUCACCACCGACCCCAGCACAGCGACCCCCACUGUCCCGUUCCCCAUCCACUGACAGUCUUCAUUAGACUCUGCUGUUCUUAGGGCUUAGAAAUACUUCUAUGGUCAAAAACUGCAAGAGGUUGGUGAGGUUUAUAGCAGCAAUAUUGGUCAGUUUAAGUCCUAAAAUUAGAGAGUCAGUCUCUCUCCAUGACAGAAGUUUUGGAGUGUCAAAGCAGGGGCUCAGUUGCUGUCUUAAAGGUAUUUUACAGAUAGAACUUGUCACCUUAAAUCAGGACAAUACAGCUGUUAUUAUUAUUUCUAAAAUUACAUGUCUGAAAUGGGUACUUUUUGAUUGUUUCUUUUUAUCACCAUGUUCAGAGUGAGGUUUGAUUUGCCGUUUUUAUGAAUAAUCUUUUGUAUGUUAUAUUAUGACAGACAAGAACAGGGCUUGAAGCUGAUUGUAACGUGCUGCAGUUUAAGGUGAGAAUAGAAUUGCCAGCUUGACCAUGUAAGUGCAGAUGCAAAAUUGGGAAGAAGCCCAGUGUAUUCCGAGCCAUUUUAAUUCCAACAAAUUGAAUAAAAUAACGUUGCUAAUACCCUUCAACUGUGACGCGUCCUCCUGAUGAUUUACAAAAUACAGCUUCUGCUUGUUUAAGGGUAUUGGCAGAUAUUUUUUUGUUUCUUCAGGAUUAUAUGUGAGAAUUGUUCGUAAUGUGGCUAUUUAACAUAAUCUCACUCUGUCAAAGAAUUAUCUGCAUUUCCUCCCAUGUUGCAUGAGUAAAGAGGUCUUGUUAUACAUGCUAUAACUUUUGUAAAACCCCCUGUAUCUUACACAAGCCUAUUCAUAUAUAUAGUAUGUAUUUCAUUUCUGAUUGUGUAUACACAUUUCAAUGUUGACUUCUUGUUUGGAUAAACUAAGCUUUUUCUUUUUUUUUUUUUUUUUGCACCACGCAUUUCUCAUUUUGAGAAGAGAGGAUUCAAUUUUAGUAUGCUGUAGUAUUGGAUAGCUUUUUUUUCUCUCUCUCAUUUGAGUGGUUUUAUGUGGAAAUCAGAUCAUUUUGAAUCGAGGUCAUGUCUGUUUUGAUGCAUGUUUUUCAUUUGUUGCUACAUUUCUUUUUAUUAUCUUUCAUCAUACAAAUAGUACACAUGAAAGUUCUUUGAAUGUUUGUGUAACACUGUAAUAACAAAUAAAUUCUUGAACA
Molecule: messenger RNA, 2057 nt
Organism: Xyrauchen texanus (razorback sucker)
Lineage: Eukaryota; Metazoa; Chordata; Actinopteri; Cypriniformes; Catostomidae
Product: serine/arginine-rich splicing factor 5-like
Exons: 8
Coding region: 126-941 (271 amino acids)
Cellular component (GO): cytoplasm; nucleus; ribonucleoprotein complex
Molecular function (GO): mRNA binding
Source: RefSeq, a predicted model, not a curated record